Molecule: messenger RNA, 2504 nt
Organism: Entelurus aequoreus (snake pipefish)
Lineage: Eukaryota; Metazoa; Chordata; Actinopteri; Syngnathiformes; Syngnathidae
Gene: micu3a
Product: mitochondrial calcium uptake family, member 3a
Exons: 15
Coding region: 38-1465 (475 amino acids)
Biological process (GO): calcium import into the mitochondrion; mitochondrial calcium ion homeostasis
Cellular component (GO): uniplex complex
Molecular function (GO): calcium ion binding
Source: RefSeq, a predicted model, not a curated record
UCACAGCAGCAUAGCGGCAGCAGCAACAACAGCAACAAUGGCCGCCUUCCGUAGAGUGGCAUCACUGGCCGGUCAGAUUCAUCGUUGCUCGGUGUCGAGAAGCGAAUUCGCCGCUCGUUUAAACAGCUCCAGGGCACGGAGGUGUCUCUCUUUCGGGCUAUGCCUGGCGACGGGAGGGGCCGUGGCACUUUACUUAUACGAGGAUGUGACGAAGCGCAGAAGCGGGAAGAGAAUGGGGACUCCCAGCAUCCUCAGCGUGCUGCCGUCCAUCCCCGCCGUCGAAGCCAAGGAGAAGGCACAUUCUAUGGACUUUGAGGAUGGAGAUGUGCACAUGUCGUCCCAUGAACACCGCUUCCGGUUGUUCAGCUCUGUGGAAUAUGAAGGGCAGCUGUACAUGACUCCUCAGAAUUUCAUUGAGUCUGUCACGAUGAGUGAGCCAAGAAGCAAGAAGCCCUGGAGGUCCCUGACCAAACAGGAGCUGGAGAAAAUCCUAGCAGACACUCCCCCUGUAUGGAAAGGAUCGUCCAAAUUGUUCCGCAACUUGAGAGAACGAGGCAUCAUCUCAUACACAGAGUACCUGUUCCUGCUCUGCAUCUUAACCAAGCCGCAUGCUGGCUUUAAGAUUGCUUUCAAUAUGUUUGAUGCAGACGGCAACCAGAUGGUGGACAAGAGAGAGUUCAUGGUGCUUCAGGAGAUCUUCCGGAAGAAAAAUGAGAAGAAAGGGAGGAAAGGGAAUGCUGAGAAGUCUGCACAGUUGAGUAUGCAGCUGUAUGGAUAUCAGGUUGCCCCCAUGAACAGCGUGCUUAAAAAAGACAGUCAAGAGUUUGUGGCGCGGAGUUACUGGGACGUUCUGAGGCGAGGCGCCAGCCAAAUCCUCUUUUCUGACCUGGCAGAGCGCGCAGAUGAGAAUAUAACCAUUGACACCACCCUACUGGUCCAUUUCUUUGGGAAGAAAGGGAAGGCUGAGCUCACGUUUGAUGACUUUUACAGGUUCAUGGAUAAUCUCCAAACUGAAGUGCUGGAGAUUGAAUUUCUGACCUACUCCAAAGGGAUGACCACCAUCAGUGAAGAAGACUUUGCCAAGAUCCUCUUGCGCUUCACCAAUGUGGAGAAUAUUGGCGCUUACCUGGAAAAUGUCAAGCAGAGCAUACCUGAUGAAAAGGGAAUCACAUUCGAUGAAUUCCGAUCCUUCUUCCAGUUUCUCAACAACCUGGAGGACUUUGCUAUUGCCAUGCAGAUGUACAAUUUUGCUGCUCGCUCCAUCGGACAAGAUGAGUUUGCAAGGGCAGUGUAUGUGGCCACAGGUCUAAAGCUGACACGUCACUUGGUCAACACUAUCUUCAAGAUCUUUGACGUGGAUCACGAUGACCAGCUGUCUUACAAGGAGUUCAUUGGCAUCAUGAAGGAUCGGCUGCACAGAGGAGCCAGGAUGAAGGGGCAUCACCCACAUCCACGAUACCGCUGAGGCCAAGAGAAAGAAAGCUGAUGCAUGUUAAGAGGAACAAUACAGGCGGACAAAUGGAGGACGACCAUUAAUAAACCAAGUCUGAAGCUUUACAACAGGACCAUUUGAAAAGCUGAAUACAAACUGGAAAAAAAAAUAAUCAAUAUACAGUAUAAGUUAUUGUCUAUUGAUGUUGUUUAUAUAUAUACUGAACUAAUAUAUUUGCAUUAUUAUCCUGCACACUGUUUAUUUCCUCAUUCUAUGUCAUGCUCAUCUAGAUUUAUUUAUACAUUAUCUUGUUUGCUUUUAACCUAUUUUAUGCACACCAUAUGUUUAAUGUUAUACCAAGUGUUAACAUUCAAUGAUUGUGCACAAUACAUAUUUAUUUAAAAUACUAAACAGAAAGGUACUUCCUGAAGUGUAAAAUAAUAUUUUCCAAGGUAAUAAAUUAAUCAAAAUAUAUUUCCUACGUAAGAACUUUUAUUUUAUUAUUUUUCUCUGUUAUACUUGACCUACUUUUAAUUGAAGAAUAAAUAUACACCUACAAUGUACAAACACAUUGAGGCACUUUCAAUACAAGACGAUUCAAUAUUUUUGUUUCAAUAUUUUACAACAGGUCGAGACAUUUACAAUUAAUAAAUCAAAUCCUCAUACAAAACAACGGUAAAAGUAAAUAUAAGAGACUAUACAAUUGAGGAUAAAAUACAAUUUAUUAAAAAAAAUAAAAAUAAAUAGAAACUUAUAUUUUUAUUAUUUAAUGAGAACUUUUAUUUUGGUGGCAGGGACAGGCUUUUGCAUUGCGCAUGCCCAGUGAACACUCUUACGUAACCUCUUCUUUGGACAGCCAUUUUGUAGGUUAAUUAACCCAACGGGCAGGUACAUUUUCUUUCAGGAUUUCGCAUGUUGGUCAUAACUUUGAUACACACUGCGAUCGGCAGAAGGACGAAGGACUUCACCCGAUGCGUUUGGCGGCCCGGAGACGUAGGAAGUCAAGGUGAAGUCGGCGGCUAGCGCGGCUAGCGCGGCUAGCACGGCUAGCGCUCCAACAAAGUCCUCCUGG